AUGACCGUCCUACUCGACAGACUGUUGGGAAAAUUCUCACCUCCUCUCGAGCCCGCCUUGGUCAUCGCACUCCACUCAGACUUCGAUCUCCAGUCGGACUCGGAUCAGCAGGACGUCGAGGCAGAACUAGACCGAAUACUCUCCCAACUCAUAACCGAACAAGAACACCAGACCCAACACAACCUAGAACAACAACAACAACAACAACGACAACAACAACAGCCGCAGCAAAAAACACCACGGCAGAAACAGGAUGAUAACUCACUCAACAGCCUGGUCGACAGGGUGCAGGCCAUCCUGCCUGACGUACCAGAGACCACGAUCUACCAGGCCAUCUCAGACGCACCCAAUCCGAAGAACUUGGAGCAGAUAAUCGACAUCCUACUCUCACUAGCCUCACUCCCAGAAACAGCUUCUAGUACCCCAAGAUCGGCGGCAAAGUCGAAGAAAAAGAGGAACAAGAAACUAGACACCAUCCAUCUCAACGACGUCCUGCAGAGAGAGACGCAGAAGAGACUGAUCGAGCAGGCUGGGCAGCAUCGCGAGAAGAUCGCGAUCAACAACGACUGGGCCAUCGGGGACAGCCAGAUCAGCUAUCUCGCCGAGCUGGUGGGGAUCGAGGUGGCCAAGAUCAACAGCAUCUACCACCGCAAGAGCUGCAACAUCGUCCUGACACUAGACGAGCUCCUGAACCAGUCCGAGUCCCAGAAACGGCUCGACGGCUCCAAGGAUCUCGAAUGGCCCGCGCGCUUGCAGCUCCAGCUCGACUUCCUCAGAACCACCCUGCUCUCCGAAGACGAUCAGGUGCUCACCCGCUUGCUCAUCGUCACCGAUCUCAACCCCACCAACGCCCUCGACCUCUGGAUAUUCCUCGACGACCUACACGCCCGCUACGGCAACCUGCCCUUCAACCAAUUCAUCUCCAACCCCACCAUCCAGACUACCACCUUCUCCUCCUCAACAACCAAUCUUCAACCCCCUCACAACCAAAGUAUAUCAUCAUCAGCAUCAGCAUCGGCGGGACCAUUCACGAAGAUUGCGCGGCCCAACCGGCCCCAACCCUCAACGGAGGAUCUCGAGCACAGCCUGAAGGUCCUAUGCGCCCGGCGCGAAUAUAUGCAGCAACGCGCGCGCUCGUCCCGGCAACUGAUCGCCAACAGCAGCGUCGUCUCGCGCAACAAGCAGGCCAUCCAGAACACCAUCGCUUUUAUCGCUGCCGAGGAUGCACGCAAACUCACCAGCGUCAUCCACGAUUGGGACCUCCAGCUCGCUCGCAGAACCGUCAAGGGCCGCCAACAACUCAAGAACGACUCGCUCUCCAUCGAUCUCCACGGGCUCACUAAGAACCAGGCUCUCACUAUCACCGCAGAACAUCUCCAGACUUGGUGGACUAACCACUCGCAUUCUGUGAACGUGUUUAAUUCGACGUUCGUCCGUCAUUUCAAGAUCAUCACUGGCGCGGGGACCCAUUCGGUGAACAACAAGCCGACGCUCCUGCCGACGAUCCAGAAGUUCUUGGACCAAGAGAAGUGGAAGUGGAAGUACGACGAUGAGAGGUCCAAUGAGCUCAUCGGCUCCGUGCUCGUCGUCGGAAAAUCUCGCACCUGA
Molecule: messenger RNA, 1608 nt
Organism: Puccinia triticina
Lineage: Eukaryota; Fungi; Basidiomycota; Pucciniomycetes; Pucciniales; Pucciniaceae
Exons: 3
Coding region: 1-1608 (535 amino acids)
Source: RefSeq, a predicted model, not a curated record